Molecule: messenger RNA, 704 nt
Organism: Parasteatoda tepidariorum (common house spider)
Lineage: Eukaryota; Metazoa; Arthropoda; Arachnida; Araneae; Theridiidae
Product: cuticle protein 14
Cellular component (GO): chitin-based extracellular matrix
Molecular function (GO): structural constituent of chitin-based larval cuticle
Source: RefSeq, a predicted model, not a curated record
UUGUGGUUAAUCUUGAUGAAUGACGGAAUUAGCUUAUUUUUUGAGGGAAUAACAUUCAAUGGAUGUUCCGGAAACAUCCUGUUUAUAUUUUUCGUCUGGAAUGCCAAGAAUCGUUUGGAAUUCAAGAAAACGGCAAUAACAUGAGGGUUUUAUUACUGGUUUCAAUGUGUGUUGUGUUUGCUGUGGCUCAAGAAAUUGUCAUACCUGUUGGGAUUAAUGGCAACGACACUGUCACAUUUAUUAGAAACAGAGAUGCAUUUGGCAAUUACGAUGAAGGAUAUAACGAAAAUCAGCUAACGGGAGGUGCCUCUUUUUACAGAGAAAAAGGUUACGCAAACGGAACCAGAACCGGUUCCUAUGGGUACACAACCAGAAAUGGUCUCAUAAGAAUUGUGACAUACAUUGCCGAUAAGGAUGGUUACAGAGCUGAAGUCCUGACCAACGAACCUGGAGUAGGGACCCAACAACCUUCUAAUGUGACAAUCACAAAAGAAACGGAACCAGAUCCAUCUGCACUGACUCCCGGUUCAUCUGUUUCGAAUAAUGAAGUUGCAUAUAUGGUGGCGGCGAGUGAUGUAGUAAGAAAUUAUGUUGUUUUGCCUAACAGUCGCAGAUUCUCAACUCGUUGAAUAUGUUUGAAUACAGCUGUUAAAUAUUUGAAAAAAAUGACAAUAAUAAGGAACUUGAAUAAAAUCCUAUUUAGG